Molecule: messenger RNA, 723 nt
Organism: Rangifer tarandus platyrhynchus (Svalbard reindeer)
Lineage: Eukaryota; Metazoa; Chordata; Mammalia; Artiodactyla; Cervidae
Source: the annotation of a GenBank genome assembly
AUGCACCUUGUAGCCCUGUCAACGGCAAUGAGCUGGAGAUGCAGAGAGCUGGGGGAGACGGGCCACCAGCUGCUUGUUGAGUCAUGCUUCUUGGGGAUUAACAAGCCCGAGUGCCCCCCGCCCCAGUGUCGAGAGCCCCCUGAAAUGUCAGGAGCCGCCCGGCUGGGCUGCUUCCUGCCCACAUGCCUGUUUCCCGCCCACACGAUCCCACGGGAUCGACUCACUGCCUUUCUGGGGCUGACCGUGGGCUCUGGGGGCCACUCAGGCACAGGCGUGGUGACGCUGCAAGCACCUCCGAGUUCAGCAGCUGCAACCCUGGCCUGGGUUUCCGUAGCCUGUGUUACUUUGCACAGGAAACAUGGGGAAUGGCUCAACCCCAUCACGAGGAAAUCAGGAUUCCAGUCAUUUAACCCCAUGAAAGUCAUCCCCGGCUAUUUGGGGAUGCUUUGGGAAGAGAAAGAGGAAGAAUGUGUGAGGCCGCCCAGCAGACAGCCUGGGCGGGCAGAGGCCAAGUCAAGAACACGGCUGGCGCUCGGCUCCCUGCAGACCCUCUGUAGCCCACCUGGAGCCGGGGAGGAGAGCAGCAGGUCUGAGGAGCCCAGACCCAGGAGCAGAGACGAGGCGUCGAAGCCAAGCGGAGCCCAUGCGGUCCUGGCCGCGCUGCUGACAGCAGAAGCGGCCGCCACUGGCUCCGAGGCUGACCAUGUGCAGCGGGCCUGUUAG